AGUGCAAAUUUUAACCGUCAGUGCGAAUUCAAAAGCACAGGUGAGCGAACGUUCCGGUCUCCGUUGACACACGACUGUUGCCUACUCUAUCGGCCGCCCUCGUCGCCUCUCUUUCGCUCUUCCGGCGGCAACGAUCGCUGCCAAGAACGGUUAACAGUUCCAGCUGAAAGCGAACAAAAAAACAUUGCGUAUACGCAGCGUGACCUUAUAAAAGCGAUACAAAUAAGUCGCAAGUUGAACCCUAAAACCGCAAUAGCUGGCGAAAUAAGAAUAAAAAGCAAAAGGCAAAACAGCGCACUGAGCGAUACGAAUACGUGUUUCCACCAAAAACAAAAAAAAUAAGGCAAAAAAAAAACCGAAAGAUAAACAUUCUAUAUAUACUUGGCUGGCGGUGACAAAAACAAAAAAAUAAAUAAAAAAAAAAGCUUUGGCCAUAAAAAUCAGCUGGAGCGUGGGGGGUUUUUUGUUUUAGCGAGAACUGAAAAGCCCGAGAGUGAAAUGCUCGACUAAGACUAAGUGGAAGAGAGACCCAUUAGAGACGUAGAAUUGAAAAGAAAAACCACUUCUGAUAAGGCUUAUCAGUGCUAAGAGGCUUCCAAAAUGGCCGACGAAGAUCUCAGCCCCCUGCCUUUCCGCCGGGAGCGGAACCUCAGCAACAGAAACUUCAACAAAAGAAACUCUCGCCGCCGCAUCAGCCAGCAGGCGGCGGAGCAGGAGCGCCACUCCAGCACACUCGAACCCACUGGCAGUUGUACUCCGGAUUCCAACGACGUCGCACGGAGAGACAGCACCUCCGCCAGCAGCUCCAGUUCCAGCUCGUUCCAGCUCUCGUACUCGGUUAACUCGGACACGGAGAGCGCCUUCAACCGCCGAUCUCUGCUCAAGAUGCGGGCCGCCGUCGAGGGCAGUCCAGAUGCGGGCACUCCCACCUCUCCCGAUCCCGCUUGGCUCAACGUUCGCGAAAAGGUGCACCGCUUCGAGGCGCACAAGGCGAACAUCUUCUUCCAAAAGCAGGAGCGUAACAGUCUGAAGCUCUUGGAGAACCGGCGUCAUCCAUCCUUCGAGGAGUUCGCCAGCGACCAUGGCACUCCUCCGGCCACACCACCACGUCGUAUCCGCCUUUUGGGACUGGGCAGCAAGCGGACCAGCUCCAUACCCAGCACCCCGGGCAGUGGGGCGGACAUCAUCCCCAAUAUCGAUGAGGUGCGAUCCGAGGACGAAGUGGAUCAAAUAUCGGACUUUGAAACGGAUCCGCAUGUGGUUGAUCAUUCCGAGGAACACAUUAUCGAGCACAGCGCCUCGGAGGUACUGGCCGUGGGGGGCGAUGGGGAUUCCCAGGUGCCACAACAGGUGCAGCGAUCCAUUAGCGCCGAUCAAUCCCAAACCAUGCCGCUAAAAAUGCGCAACGAUAAGGACUUUCCGAGAAACUAUCGUUCCACGCCGAGACGAAAGACUGAAAUCAUUGGGACCACCAACGAGCAUGUUGUCACCAAGUUUAACUCCCUCUAUCAGCCCAGAGAUGAGAACGAGGAAGAGGAGAUCCAGUUGCGCGAGAAAAGCGACAAGUGCGUUCUCCCCAUUCUGGAGGAGCUGAUCAAAACGGAGGAGGCCUAUGUGAACAACCUGUUCCUGGGCAUCAAGAACUAUGGCAAUAUCUUCCAGCGCAAGGACCUUCCGAUGGGAUUGAGAGGCAAGAAGUAUGAUUUAUUUGGAAAUAUCGAACAAAUAGCUGAAUUCCAUCGCGAUGAGUUCCUGCCCAUGCUGCAACGUAAUCGUCGGGAUUUGAAACGUUUAUUUGACGAGUUUCUGCAAUUGGUGGAUCAAAAUUGUUUCUAUGGCUAUGUGAUCUUUACAAUGAACAAGCAAAAGUCCCUCAAGCUGUGUGAUAUCUACAAAAAUUACUUCCUUAGUAUUCGGAUGGAACUGGAUGAUAAACUGGGAAUCAAUAGCUUCUUGGUCCAACCCAUUCAGCGCAUGGCUCGUUAUCCUUUGCUCCUUACACAGUUUAUUAAUACCUUCUUCAAGAACCGUGAUCUCGUGAUGAAACCACUUAUCGAGUCUUGCUGUCGGUUGGAGAAGCGCUUCCGCACCCUUCUGAUCACCACUAACGAAUCGGAGAUCAUCAAUGACAUAGUAGACUGUCAUGAGUUCAAUGUCUACUACCAGGGCAAAUUCCGGAAGGUGGACGAGUUCCAGGUGUUCGACUACAAGCAGAAGCGCAGCUACCGCGCCAAGGUGUUCAUUUUCGACAAGUGCAUCAUCUACACGGAGAUGAAGAACAAGAACCUGAUCUUCCACGGUCGCUAUCCCUGCGAGCACAUCGGUAUUUCGGCCAAGACCAAGUCCUUCACGCUCUACUAUGAGCGAAGGAAGCAGCAGGAGUGCGAAUUCACCGCAGACGCUGCCCAGAUAGCUUUAUGGCUGGACCUCAUCCGGGACAUGAUCAAUAACUUUGCCAACGAGGAGCGGCAGAAGCUGCAGGAGCGCUAUUGCCGCGAAAAUGAUCACCUGCAUCGUAAGGCUCCCAGUUUUUCGCUUUACCGCGAUUCCAAUCGCUUCAGCACGGACAGUGGCAUCGGUAACAUCUGGAUAAUGCCCAGACCAGACGAAGAAACUGUCGGCAAUCGCACCACUUGGUAUGCGGCCAGCUAGAUCCCUGUUAAAGGACACCAGGGACAUUUUUCGGAAUGAGAAAACGUUAGAAUGGAAACAUAGUUUCCACAGCUCUUCUAUUCAAUCGGGGGAUCUGCCUCUAAGGCAGCCAGGACAUCUAAAAAGUCCUAAGCACUUUGGCUCAUUGUUGUUCGCAAGAGCGAGACAAAAAUCAUAUGAUUUAAAUGCUAAAUCGCCAAAUAUCGUAUUCUAAGCUUAGUAACCUAAUGGAUCUGUGCAUAUUGCUGUAUUAAUGUUGUCACAAAAUGCAAUUUGUUGAGCCUUCUUCAGUGCCUGUGUUUUUUGUAUAUGUAUACCUAGGCGCUAUUAAACAAAAAUUAAAUUAAAAAGAAAAUCAAGA
Molecule: messenger RNA, 3013 nt
Organism: Drosophila ananassae
Lineage: Eukaryota; Metazoa; Arthropoda; Insecta; Diptera; Drosophilidae
Product: triple functional domain protein
Exons: 8
Coding region: 601-2652 (683 amino acids)
Biological process (GO): axon guidance
Cellular component (GO): cytoplasm
Molecular function (GO): guanyl-nucleotide exchange factor activity
Source: RefSeq, a predicted model, not a curated record